This is a messenger RNA of Arabidopsis arenosa, 2032 nucleotides long. Lineage: Eukaryota; Viridiplantae; Streptophyta; Magnoliopsida; Brassicales; Brassicaceae. The record is from the annotation of a GenBank genome assembly.
AAUUGCCAAUCUUUCGCUCGUUAGAAUUGUGAGGAGACGACUCCUGCUUCAAUGGAGGAAGCUCACCAGCAAGAGUCGAGAUCCGAUGACUUAAGUCAACGGAGGAGCUACUGGAGAUGGAGAAAGCAGGAUUUUUUCCCGGAAUUCUCUUUUCAGAGCUUCUCUACCUACAAAUCAGCUCUCUCCGCCACUUGUCCUCGCCUCGCCGAUCGUCUUCUCUCGCGUUCUUCCGACGCGUACGAGCUCGAUGCAGCACGCCGCGAAAGCGAGAACCCAAUGCGUCGUUGUCUCACGUGGUGGGACUUGCUCUGGCUUAGCUUUGGCUCUGUUGUUGGGUCUGGUGUGUUCGUGAUCACGGGUCAGGAGGCUCGAAAUGGAGCUGGUCCUGCCGUUGUUCUCUCUUACGCUAUCUCUGGUGUCUCUGCUUUGCUCUCAGUUCUCUGUUAUGCUGAGUUUGGAGUUGAGAUUCCUGUCGCUGGAGGUUCUUUCUCUUAUCUUAGGGUUGAAUUGGGGGAUUUUAUUGCCUUUAUUGCUGCUGGGAAUAUUCUUCUUGAGGCUAUGGUUGGUGCUGCUGGAUUAGGGAGGUCAUGGUCUUCGUAUCUAGCUAGUUUGGUCAAGAAUGAUUCUGAUUAUUUUCGGAUUAAAGUCGAUUCCUUUGCUAAAGGGUUUGAUCUUUUGGAUCCGGUUGCUGUUGCAGUGCUUUUAGUUGCUAAUGGUAUUGCCAUGACUGGAACAAAGAGGACUUCUUGGUUGAAUUUGAUUACUUCCAUGGUCACCGUUUGUAUUAUUGUGUUUAUCGUCGUUGUGGGGUUUACUCAUUCAAAAACCUCCAAUUUGGUUCCUUUUUUCCCUUAUGGGGCGAAAGGUGUGGUGCAAUCUGCUGCAGUUGUCUACUGGUCAUACACUGGGUUCGAUAUGGUGGCUAACAUGGCUGAAGAAACCGAGAAACCUUCGAGAGAUAUACCAAUUGGUUUGGUUGGUUCUAUGUCUAUGAUCACCGUGGUUUACUGUUUGAUGGCUUUGGCGUUGACUAUGAUGGUAAAAUACACUGAAAUUGAUGCGAAUGCAGCUUAUUCUGUUGCUUUUACACAGAUUGGGAUGAAAUGGGCUAAGUACUUGGUUGGUAUAUGCGCUUUAAAGGGCAUGACCACAAGCCUGCUUGUUGGAUCUCUUGGUCAAGCUCGGUACACCACUCAGAUUGCUCGGUCUCAUAUGAUUCCUCCAUGGUUUGCUUUGGUUCAUCCCAAAACAGGAACCCCUAUUAAUGCUACUCUCCUUGUAACCAUACUCAGCGCAAUAAUCUCCUUUUUCACCAGCUUAGAUGUUCUAUCAAGCGUUUUCUCCUUCGCCACCCUCUUCAUUUUCAUGCUCGUGGCAGUAGCAUUGCUUGUGAGACGUUACUACGUGAAGGAUGUGACUCCUGAGACCGGUUUGUUGAAGUUUCUUGGUUUUCUGUUUCUGAUCAUUGCUUCUUCCAUUGGAGUAUCAGCGUUAUGGAAUGCAGGCGUUGGAGGAUGGAUCGCUUAUGCAGUGACUGGAGUUUUAUGGUUUAUAGGCACUUUAGGAUUGGCAUUGCUUCCGAAAUACCGUGUCCCUAAGGUUUGGGGAGUCCCGCUAGUUCCGUGGUUGCCAUCGUUUUCAAUCGCCAUGAAUCUUUUCCUUAUCGGAUCACUCGGUUAUGUAGCAUUCUUGAGAUUCAUCAUCUGCACCAUGGUGAUGCUUUUGUACUACCUUUUCGUUGGUCUUCAUGCAACCUAUGAUGUAGCACAUCAGCCACUGGAAGAAGCAAAGUUUGAGGGAGAGAGAUAAAAGAAUCGAUCGCAACACUUCACCACGGUUGGUAAAUUGUAUAAAUUCCCAUGUUUUCUUAUGUAAUCUCACUAUUCUUGUAUUAAAUAAUACUUAAUUGUAUCUUUUCACAUCCAUUAUUUUUGUGUUUUCUCAUUCUUUUCAUUUUUCAAUGUUGAAAGCUUGUUGAACUCUUUUGUAUUUGUUUCUAUCUUGGAAAUAGGAAUAAAAUAAGGUGUUCUCA